GACACUGCUCAGUUGUUUCAGGACUUAAAGCUGCUUUAAACUUACUCCAAAAGGUAAGAACAAGGCAAUGGCUCCACGGCCAGAGAUCGGAAGUGACUCUUCAGUCUCUCCACCAGACCUUGACACAAACUCGUCCAAAGAUGCUGUGGUGCUUCCAGCGUACUCCACCGUGGCUCUUGUGGAAUUAGAUCCUGAUUCGGUUAACCCAUGGGAACUUCCUGAGCUCCAGGACAUGGGGCCCAAAUGGUCAGAACUGGACACAAAAGGAAAAAUACUCCGAGUCCUUACCUCGAUCGGAAGAUUUGUUCUCUUGCUCGGAUUCCUUUACAUGUUUGUUUGCUCCCUGGAUGUUCUGAGCUCAGCGUUUCAGCUUGUUGGUGGAAAAGCAGCUGGAGAUAUCUUUCAAGACAAUGUGAUAUUGUCCAACCCUGUGGCAGGGCUUGUGAUUGGUGUCUUGGUUACGGUGUUGGUUCAGAGCUCCAGCACGUCUUCAUCCAUUGUGGUCAGCAUGGUGUCAUCUGGACUACUGGAGGUGCAGUCAGCAGUGCCUAUCAUUAUGGGUGCUAACAUCGGUACCUCCAUCACCAACACCAUUGUGGCUGUGAUGCAGGCCGGGGAUCGUAAUGAGUUCCGCAGGGCAUUUGCUGGAGCCACAGUUCAUGACUUUUUUAACUGGCUGUCUGUGUUGAUAUUGCUGCCUCUGGAAGCAGCCACUGGUGUCCUGUACAAGCUCACCAAACUCCUCAUCGACUCAUUCCACAUCCAGACAGGCCAGGACGCCCCAGACUUGCUUAAAGUCAUCACUGAACCACUCACCAAAAACAUCAUCGAGCUGGACAGUUCUGUCAUCAGUGACAUAGCCAUUGGUGAUCCCAGUGCUCGAAACAAGAGCCUGAUCAAGAUAUGGUGCAAAAAGGAGAAAUUCACGACUCUAAUGAAUGUCACCGUUCCUGGAGUAGCAAACUGCACAGUCGGUGCGCCGUGCUGGAUGGAGGGCAACCAGACAUGGACACAACAGAACAUAACAGAGACCAAAAACUUACAGAAAUGUUCUCAUCUUUUUGCCUCGGCGAACUUGCCUGAUCUGGCUGUAGGACUGAUCCUGCUAGCUCUGUCCCUGCUGGUGCUCUGUACAUGCCUCAUUCUCAUCGUCAAGCUGCUCAACUCCAUGCUCAGAGGUCAGGUGGCUGUCGCCAUUAAGAAGGUGCUCAACACAGAUUUCCCCUUUCCAUUUGCAUGGGUCACUGGCUACCUUGCCAUCUUGGUGGGGGCAGGAAUGACCUUCAUCGUGCAGAGCAGUUCAGUCUUCACCUCUGCCAUUACACCUCUUGUUGGUAUUGGUGUUAUUAGCAUUGAGCGAGCCUACCCCCUUACGCUUGGCUCCAAUAUUGGGACAACAACCACUGCUAUUCUUGCUGCCAUGGCAAGUCCUGGAGAAACACUGGCUAACUCGCUACAGAUCUCCCUGUGCCAUUUCUUCUUCAACAUCUUUGGCAUAAUGCUGUGGUACCCAAUUCCUUUCACACGUGUGCCUAUCCGACUAGCUAAAGCUCUGGGUGACCGAACAGCCAAAUACCGCUGGUUUGCCUUCGUCUACUUGGUCCUUUGCUUCUUCAUUCUGCCCUUGACUGUGUUGGGGCUGUCCAUUGCCGGCUGGCAGGUUCUGGUGGGGGUCGGCGUACCCGUGGUGGUGCUGGUGAUCUUCGUAGUGGUGGUGAACAUCAUGCAGUCACACUGCCCACACGCCCUGGUUCCUGUGCUUCGCAAUUGGGACUUCCUCCCCCGGCCACUGCACUCGCUCAAACCGUGGGACCGCAUCGUCACCAGGAUGAUGGGCUUUUGCGGGAAACGCUGCUGCUGCUGCUGCAAGUGCUGCCAGAAAGGGGAAGUGGAUGAGGAGGAGAAGAAUAAGAAAGGCUUGGAGAUGUACGACAACCCCACACUUUCCGUAGAUGAUGAGAAGAGCCAGAUUCAGACAGUCUCUGGAACACAUCUGUAGCAUGUAAUAAAGUGUAUAGUUAUUACAGGACUCUAUUACAUAUUAUCAUUUAGCAUGUGCGCUACAUAAAGGGGCUUGAAGUAGACUGUGUACUUGAGGCUGCUAGAUGGUUCUUUUAAAGCAGCCCAGAAGGAACUUGUAGAACCAUUCUAACAACAGCAGAUCUGACUGAACAAGCCUUGGAGGAGUCCGGUUCUCGGUCCUGAGACAUUCUGCUAACCAGAUCUAGACUAUGCUUGCUGUAUGUUCAUUUUUUUAGCACCGUUUGAAGCUGCUCUCAUUGUACGACCGCAUAUCUGUGAAGUGCAAAUUUUAAAUGCAAAUGCAGAUGGCCUUUAUUAUUAAUUCGUACAUAUGGAUUUUGUUUAAAACUAUUUAAAGAGUUGUAUAUUUUAAAGAAUUAUAUUUGUAAAGAAUUAUUACAUUUGAUGCCUUUUAAGCCCAUGGCUUUUUAGAGAUUUCUAAUAUGUAUGUUUCUUAUAUAUGUGCAUUGUUUAUACAGAUUAAAAAAGAAAAAAAAAAUAUAAACAUGAAUCACUACAGACUGUCUGUAUUGU
Molecule: messenger RNA, 2556 nt
Organism: Hemibagrus wyckioides
Lineage: Eukaryota; Metazoa; Chordata; Actinopteri; Siluriformes; Bagridae
Gene: slc34a2b
Product: solute carrier family 34 member 2b
Exons: 13
Coding region: 68-1999 (643 amino acids)
Biological process (GO): intracellular phosphate ion homeostasis; sodium-dependent phosphate transport
Cellular component (GO): vesicle; brush border; apical plasma membrane
Molecular function (GO): sodium:phosphate symporter activity
Source: RefSeq, a predicted model, not a curated record